Cydia amplana is the source of this 2133-nucleotide messenger RNA. RefSeq lists its product as uncharacterized. The record is from RefSeq and is a predicted model, not a curated record. Gene Ontology annotation, biological process: spliceosomal snRNP assembly. NCBI's taxonomy places the organism in Eukaryota, Metazoa, Arthropoda, Insecta, Lepidoptera, Tortricidae. The coding region runs from base 9 to 2087 and encodes 692 amino acids. Gene Ontology annotation, molecular function: RNA binding; ATP binding; RNA helicase activity. Gene Ontology annotation, cellular component: SMN complex. The transcript is spliced from 3 exons.
UAUCCAGGAUGGUGCUGGGUCACAAUGUAUAUCAAGGACAGAGAACGCAGGAUGUGAAAAUAGCUCAGGACAUAACAUUCGAAACAAUGCUUUUGAGUAACACUACUUUGGAAGGUUUAAAAAACUCCGGUUUUCAUAAGCCUUCUCCAAUUCAGUUGCAUGGCAUACCUUUAGGGAAAUGUGGAUUUGAUUUAUUAUUAGAAGCUAAAUCAGGAACAGGAAAAACUGCUGUAUUUACAGUAAUAGCUCUGGAAAAAAUAAAUGUAAAUAAUGGGCUGCAAGCAGUAAUUCUGGCACCAACUAGAGAAAUAGCUGCCCAAAUUUGUGAUGUGAUUAAGCAAAUUGGAGGACAAUACACAGGUCUCACAAUUGAAGUUGUUAUGGGUGGCCUACCAGUGAAGGAAGACAUCACGAAAUUCAAAAAGAAAGUUCACAUAGUAGUUGGCAGCCCCGGAAGACUGCAUCACCUCAUCAGAGAUAACCACAUUAAUGUAUCCACAGUCAGACUUUUAGUUUUGGAUGAAGCAGACAAACUAAUGGAAAAAAGUUUCAGGGCAGACAUUGAAUAUAUAUUUUCUGCUUUACCACUACAGAAGCAAAUUAUUUUCAGCAGUGCUACAUUCCCAGAAGAGUCUAAAGCUUUCAUUAAUGAAUACGUCCAGGUUUCUCAGCAUGUUUGCCCAGACAGUAAUAGUGUCCUAUUGGGAAUUUCACAGAAAGUGACCGCAGUCAAACAUAAUUCAAAUAUUAUUAAACAAACACAACAUAGAUUUGAAGAACUCCAUAACAUACUAUCAAAGCGAGAGUUUAAACAAUGUCUGAUCUUCUGCAACUACCAAGCUAGAGUAACAGAUGUAUACAAAAUGUUGAAGAAGGCCAAGUGGCCUGCAGAGAAGCUGUAUGGCCAACAGGAGCAGUUGGACCGUUUAGAAGCAUUAAAAACUUUACAGGAAUAUAAAUGCAGGAUACUGAUAGCAACAGAUCUAGCAGCCAGGGGCCUCGACUCUUCUCAUGUAGACCUAGUUGUUAACUUUGAGAUGCCUCAUGAUUGGCAGACAUACUUACACAGGAUAGGCAGAGCUGGGAGAUUUGGAGCUUAUGGUGUAGCUGUCACUAUUAUCAGUCACCAAGAGGAAACAAAAUUCAAAGAGUUAUUGAAAUCUAUGCAUUUCCAAUUAGACAUAAGGAACUUUUGGAAUGAUGAAGAGUUUAAAUAUAAUGAAGAUGAUUCUAAGACACCCAUAUUCAUACCGUUAGAACACACCAUGAGCUUGUUGAACAUAGAUGAUGAUGAAACACCCCAUAAGGAAAUAUGUGAAAUAUGGAAUACAUUAGUAGGUGAAACAACAUGUAAUGAUAAUGCCAUAGAAACAUUUGAUAUGCUAUGCUCAUCAUUCUUGGAAACAAAAGAUACAAUUUCAACAUUUACAGACUUGUUAGAUUCCUUUCAAAAUAAUGAAGAAGAAUGUAUUGAAGAUACCAACAAAUACCAAUGUCUUGCUGAGAAAAUCUCAAUAGCAAAAUAUAAACAACAUAGAAAACAAAAUAGCUGUCUUCAAGACAAUCAUGUAAAGACAGAAUUGGAAUUUGAGGCAACUUCUUCAGAAGAAAUCACUCAAGAUUAUAAUGAACCUAAAUCGGAAAUAACUAGAAGGUUAUCAAAUGGCACAAAUAAUAGAAACAAAAAAUUAGAAAACUCACAAAGAAAAUCAUACCCAAAACGUGUAUAUUCAGAAGAAAUACAAUUCGAAAGCUCACAAAGUAAAACAUGCCCCAAAAGUGAUAGAUAUGUACCUUCAAGACAGAAUUCACAUAGAAAAUCUUAUACCAAAAAUGAACAAUAUGUUUCUUCUGAAGAAAGUGAUGACAAUGGAUAUAAUACAGCAUCAUAUGAUUUAAAAAAAUCUCAAUGUAACUCUGCAAAUAUUCAAUACAAUACACAUUACACUAGAAAUAACAAACCAAGAAGACACAAUGAACAUCUAUAUCAACUUACUGAUGAGUAUGUCCAAUGGUACAACACAUUAAAAUUAAGAACCCAGCAAAUUGAAAUGGCUGUAUAUCUAAAUGAAAUGUCGCAAUUGUAAGUUAUUACGAAACCUACCAAGAUCUAAUUUUAUAAGUAAAACAAUU